This is a messenger RNA of Laetiporus sulphureus 93-53, 3724 nucleotides long. RefSeq lists its product as uncharacterized. The transcript has 6 exons. The record is from RefSeq and is a predicted model, not a curated record. NCBI's taxonomy places the organism in Eukaryota, Fungi, Basidiomycota, Agaricomycetes, Polyporales, Laetiporaceae. The coding region runs from base 18 to 3620 and encodes 1200 amino acids.
GAGACGCGGUGUGGCGGAUGAGCACCAUUUCGAACUCCGCCGAACGCGUCAAACAAGAUGCCACGCGUGUUGGCCCGCGUUCAAUCUCAUCUCUCCCCGCUUCCACCUCGACGCCGCGCCAACGCCCCGCCUCGCCCUCCCGGCCCCUGCCCCUCACCAUGUCGGAAGAAUUCACCGACAUUUUGGGUGGAAAGCUCAACAUAGCACCAGAGCUCCCUUCCUCGUGGAGUCGCCGAUUUCUCACGGUCUUCUUGCUACCCCUGCUUUUCAUCCUGUUCAUCUGGCUCAUUGCGCUCCCAUACUAUCGUGAUUGGAAGGAGGAACAUCACCGAAAGGCUGUCCGUCGGAGAUUCGGUAUUCCAGAUCACGAUACUCGCGCAUUCGUUGUGGCCCAUGCUGCUGUUAAGGCCGCUAAGGAAGAAAAACUCAAAGCUGAACGACGAGAAAAAGAAGCUCAGGCCAACGGAAAUGAGGAAAAGAAGCAACGCGAAGCGACGGGGUCCAUGAUUGCAUCGCAAGCUGGCGAUCACGCGCCCCAACAAAGUGAAGAUGUUCGCGGAACAUCUAGAAUAGCUCGUGCUGCCGCGACCCCACCACCUGCAAGGCCUAAAGGCAUCCUAAUUACCCCUCCAUCUCCGGGCGUGACGCACUUUCCUGGCGAUUUUGAUGGGCCUUCAAGUCAACCUGCUGAUGUAUCCCCCGAGCCAAGCGUGCGCAUUCAUCGUCCUGGCCAGAUACCCCCAAAAAGCCCAUUCCCACCAGCUUUGAAGCGACCGCGCGACGAGAACGGACAGAACGAUACCGAUAGGGGAACGAAGAAAGGCCGCGCAAAUGGUAAACGCCGUGUCUCCUUCGAGGAUGAGAUGCAAAUCGUGGAAAUCUCGUUGCAAAAGCGAGGUUCAAAGAGAGUCGCUGACGCUGAGGACGAUGCGAGCAUCGAGGCUACCCGAGCGAGUGAUAGGGACAAGAGAGCUCGUAAGGGCUCCUUAGAGGUUGUUAUCGAGCAGUCAGAUGAAGAAAUGGACAUAGAAGAGGAUAGAGACACGAAUCUCUCUCGUCAAGCGCAACCAGCCAGCAGAGGGAAGAAGCGAGACCGGUCAGAAGCAGGUUCCACGCUUGAUCGCGAGGGAUCCUUCGGAGACGAUGAAGAUGAUGGCGAGCAGAAGGUCAGACGUCACAGGAAAAAACGAGCAACAGCGCAGAAAGAGCCAGGUAGUCGUGGACAAAAACGAGGACGCGAGGCUGAAGAAUCAGAGAGCGAAGAGGAAUCGGACAGUCCUAAGCGCCGAGACACGCGUAAGAAGCGCGGCAAGACCGACUUCGAGGACGAGAUAUCCAGUGAUCCUCUUUGCAAGGGCAGACGGAUUGGUGAGGAAUGGGACGCGAACGGUGUUCGUUACAAGGUUGGUCCGAAUGGACAGCGUCUCCGUCAAGCGCUCCUGAAGCGUUCUCGUUCGAGAUUCCCUAUGCCGAAGGAUUCUCAACAUCCGGAUCGUGCAGCCAACGUGGACAUUCUCGUGGAAAAGUGGCUCUCUGAAGAAGAGUAUCAGGCUGCAAAAGAGAGGCGCGAACUUGCAUGGCAGGAAGAGGAUGUUCAUGGUGAUGUAGAAGACUUCAUGAAAGCGGGUAAAACCAUACUCUACGCUCCCGCUGCGGCGCACGGUGCUGCAUCAAUCGUCGCCGGUCUUGGAAUUCACGUGAACCCCUUCCAGCGGUCGCAGUUCGGUGUCACGCGUCGUGUAGCUCCCAUAGUAAACCCGGCCCUUCCGGCUGCACCGGACGCUCCCAAGCCUCGCCCCGUUCGGUCGUACUCUAAAUGGGAGAAACAGGAUCUAGAGGCUGCUGCAAUGUCCAGGAUUAGAGAGAAGGCGGCUGCAGCGGAGGAGGCAAGGAAGGCAGCAGCAACCCGGUCAUCUCAAGCAUCCAUUGUUACCACCGUUUCAUUCGCUCCAGCAGCGACCCAGCCGAGCAAUAACGUGCCUGCCACAUCCAACAUGUUCUCUACUCCCCCAACGAGUGGACCUAGCACAACGACAUCGAACGUACUAAGUGCCUCGUCGGUCGCGGCGCCUGCGGCUACGAAACCUGCUUCUCCUGCCCCUUCGGCUCCCACGCUUGCUUUUUCUUUCCCUUCCUCUAUUCCUACAACUUCCCAGAUGGGCCCUCCCUCCCUGAUCCCCACUCGCUCGUCAGGAAGUGUCGAGAGUCAGCCAGCUGCCUCGGCGUCCACUGGGACUGCGCAAGGAGCACAGCCCUCUGCUCAAAUGCAAACCAGUGGCACGGCGCCCGCACCGACAUUUUCAUGGACCAAACCCCAAGGUGCUACCACUCUUGCUCCACCUGCUGUCUUCCAGCAACCUGCUAGCUCUGCCUCCAGCUUCAAUGCACAACAGGCUGGGAUGAAUGCUGAGCCUGCUGCUCCUAGUGGCACUCCUUCUCUACUGAGCCGUCUCGGGCCUCAGGUUUCAUCAGCCCCAGCUCAGCCUGCCGGUCCUUCAAGCGGCAUGCCGACAUUCACGUUCACGCCGCCGUCGGCACCCCCGUCGAGCAGUACCGCCAAUACCAGCUCAUUCCAGACUGCACCGUUUUCGGCCACGAACACGAGCAGUGCUGCCGCUCCUGCACCAGCGACCGCUGCACAGGCUCCAUCGUUCUCCUUCAAUUUCCCACAGCCAUCGCAUGCUGCUACUCCUGCCAUCACGAUGUCAAGGGCGACUCCCCCGGAUGAUGUGAUGAAUGUUGAACCGGCGAAGCCAGCAGAUUCGAUGUUUGUAUUCGGGGCGCCUACUCAGACUGCACCUAACCCGCCUUCCACGUUCACCUUUGCUCCUUCGACGCCAGUAAAGCCCUCAUCGGUUUCGUUCGCGAAUGUGAGCACCCCGCAGUCCUCAACUACCCCGACCUCGAACCCAUUCUCCACAACACCGAAGGUCCCGCCCCCGCAGUCUGUGUACGGCGGCUUUGGUUCAGGCGGACGUGCAUUGACUGCAGCGCCAUCUGGCAAUGCUGUACCAUCUUCGCAGCCAAUGGUUCAGCAGAACGUCCCUCAGUUCGCGUUCUCACAACCAGCCCCACAGCCCACGUUCUCACAACCAGCCCCACAGUCCACGUUGGGAGGGAAUGCGUCGGCUCCAGCUGCUCAACAGGGCACUGUGAGCUUCAACUUUGGACCAACUUCUGUUCCGGGUGCAGGAUCCAGCAUGGAGGGUCAGCAGAGCACCUCCCAGUUCACCUUCGGGUCCGGGAAGGGCACGACGACCCCAGUCCCUAGCGCGCCCUCGCAGAGUCAACAGCCGCUGUUCCAUUUCGGAGCGUCUGCACCUAGUGCGAACGCUACAGUGAAACCGGGGUUUGGCACUCAGCAACCGGCGUCGACAAAUGCAUUUGGUGGCCAGCCUGCUGCCUUCAGUUCAGGCUUUAGUGCUCAGCCGAAUGCUCCAACUCCCGUUGCCAACCAAGCCGCUGGCGGGUUCGGGAGUCAGCCAUUGUUCGGCGGGCAGGCCACGAAUCCCAACCCUCAGCCUGCUCCGAGUGCUCCCAUGACAGCUAACACAAAUGCCAGCACGCACCAAUUCGGGGCCGCAGCACCUCCGAUUUUCAUAUUUGGGAAGCAGAAUUAAAAGAAGAGGAUGGGGUGAGGAUCAGUUUUGGAUCUGUACGCGAGCGUUUUGGGAUAGUGUAGCGUUGACGUACGAUACGCAUUGGCAAUGGCAAUGGCAUGUAC